Molecule: messenger RNA, 861 nt
Organism: Aspergillus mulundensis
Lineage: Eukaryota; Fungi; Ascomycota; Eurotiomycetes; Eurotiales; Aspergillaceae
Product: RTA1 domain-containing protein
Exons: 3
Coding region: 1-861 (286 amino acids)
Cellular component (GO): plasma membrane; fungal-type vacuole
Source: RefSeq, a predicted model, not a curated record
AUGGCGAGCUACGACACGUGUGAUCAAGUUUCCACGCAGUGCCCAGUCAAGGCAACGACAUAUGGGUACUACCCUAACUUCGGCGGCAAUGUUUUCUUCGCUGUAUGGUUCGGUCUUUUGGGCGUCCUCCAACUAGGAAUCGGCAUCUACUAUCGAGCAUGGACGAUAACGCUUGCGCUGGCCAUCGGGCCGCUCAUGGAAUUGGCAGGAUAUAUAGGAAGGAUAUUGAUGAACGAUAACCCGUGGAACGGAGACGCAUUCAAGCUGCAGAUCGUCUGCCUCGUGCUCGCGCCAACAUUCAUCGCUGCUGGCAUCUACCUUACCCUGAAGCACAUCAUCAUCGCGCUCGGCCCCGAACACUCGCGCCUCAAGCCGAAGCUCUUCACCUGGAUCUUUAUCUGUUGCGACAUCGGCUCGCUCCUCCUGCAGGCAGCUGGUGGUGGUGUCGCAGCUGGCGCAGGAAACGAUAUGGAAGUCCUCAAGAUCGGAGACGACAUUAUUAUUGCCGGUAUUGCGUUCCAGGUUGCUACCAUGUCCGUCUGCGGCGUUCUUGCAGCCGAGUUCUUCUGGCGCGUGAGGAAGAACGGUGGACCCGGAUCUUUCAGUGAGAAGUCCGUCGGCCGCAGAAGCAUCCAUCUUAUCCUUUUCGGAGAGAUCUUCGCCUACUUCACCGUGCUCAUCCGGUGUAUCUACCGUAUUCCUGAAAUGGCCGGCGGCUGGGGCAACCCGCUCAUGCAAAAGGAAAACGAGUUCCUGGUCCUCGACGGAAUGAUGAUCGGUCUUGCCGUGCUAUCGCUCACUGUGUUCCACCCUAGCUUCUUCCUUCCCUCGCUGCGGAAGGGAGUCAAAGCUCAGCCUUGA